AUGGCGGCGUACGCUCAACAAGGAACCAAAAGGCAAAAGGUGCGCGAGCCUAGAAGUGAAAAUGUUGAUUAUUUUCAGGGUGUUGAAAGAGUGGAGUACAACAACAUGGCGGCGCUCGUGGACACGUCGAGUUAUCGAUACUAUAAUAACAAUGAACGAGUUCACUCGCGCGCAAUGGAAGACUGGUUAAAGUGUAGCGUGUCACUGACGGACUUCAGGGGCAAUGGAUCAGAUCUACACGGCAGAUCAACUCUCAACCGUUCUUGGGACGAUACAACCAACUCCUUGGACAAUCACAAACGUUGUGUGAAAGCUCUUUUCGACUUGAUGUCUAAACUAGGAGUAAAGUAUUGGACGGCGUUCGACACUGACCUCGUGCCUGCUGGGGACUCCUCCUGGGAAGAGAUCAGAUUGCAUUGGGACGAUAUGGUGGAGUAUAUUCAGGAGUUGAACCAGAGAUAUCAUGUUAAGAUGUUGUGGUUGGCGCCGGACUUGCAUUCGCAUCCUAGAUACGCCUCAGGAGCAAUAACAAGCAGUGACGCCACGUCGUUCAUUCAGGCCGCGACUCAAGUUAAAAAAUGCCUCGAAAUAUCUCAGCGUUUAAACGCAGAAUGCUUUCUCCUGUGGCCUUACAGAGAAGGCUACGACUCAAUAUUCCAAACGGACGUGCAAAGAGAGAUAAAAUUAUUCUCCAAACUCUUAAAAAUGACAGCUGAUUAUCGCGACAGAUUAAAUUAUAAAUGUCAAUUAUUAAUCAUGCCGUAUUACAAUUGCAAUACAAUUAAUCAUGGAAGUUGGAAUUUCGUCGGAUGGAUGGAACGCGAGAUGGUGAACAUGUACAUGUGGGAUGUAACGAGUUGUUUGUACUUUUUGAAGAAUUACAAUUUGGAACGUUAUUAUAAAGUCUGCUGCCCGCCUGGACACCACAUGUUUAUGGCUAAUGUAUACAAUAUGCUGGGAGGGGUGACUAUUUGGAACAACUUCGAUCAUUGCGAUAGCAGAACUCUGACGCUCAUGAUCAAGAACUUCAUCGAUCAGGGCACUAUACCGCCAGCGGGAAUAAACUUGAAGCUAACACCACGCCGUGACAGCGAUCUUAGAGAAAUGGUCACCGUCUACGUGAAGUACAUUGACGCGGCGGCAAAGGCCCUGAGAAUCGCUUGCACCGUUAUUGCCGAGCAGGUCUUUCAUAAACAUUUGCAGCAACGGUAUGCAACGUACUACAGUGGAUUCGGAUCUCGCCUUAUAAGUGGAGAAGUUUCUCUGGAAGAAUGUGAAGAAUAUUACAAGAAGAACCAAUCGACACAUACCGAAUAUAAAUGCAACAAGAGUGAACAUUUGGACAUUGUGUUCCAGCGAUACAUCGAUACAUGCGAUCGAAUCUGAUUUUAAUAUAAUAUUUUCUUUUACUCAAAGAGGGCUUCUGGCUGGAUUUCUAGUGAUAACAAACAGAUCAACUAGAUGGCGCUUAUUGCACAGAUUUUUAAGGAUAAUGCCGGAAAUAACGUUUGGUCGUAAUUUCAUAA
Molecule: messenger RNA, 1526 nt
Organism: Hyposmocoma kahamanoa
Lineage: Eukaryota; Metazoa; Arthropoda; Insecta; Lepidoptera; Cosmopterigidae
Product: xylose isomerase-like
Exons: 8
Coding region: 1-1386 (461 amino acids)
Biological process (GO): carbohydrate metabolic process
Molecular function (GO): xylose isomerase activity
Source: RefSeq, a predicted model, not a curated record